GGAGGCCUAGCGAGGACUGGCCUAGUUAGGCUUGAUCCUUUUCUUGCGUGUGUGAGGGAAACGAGUUGUGUAACACAGAAGAUAGACAUGCUGCUUGAACACACACGUGUGUGAGUUUGUUUGCUUGUGUGCCUGGUUGUUUUUAUUUGCAUUUUUGCGGACAAAAAAAGAAGCAAGACUACAAAAGAAGGUGGCAGGAGCACAAAGAGGAGAGGGGGAGGGGAGCUUAGUUAGCUUAGUGAAAAAGACCCAGCAAAGACAAAGGGAGAGACAGCGCUCAGCUUGUGACAUUAAUCAAGGAGGAAAGAAUAGGAGAGCGCAAGUAUUAGCCCUUCGUGCGCUACCCAGCACUCAGGCUUAGUCUAGCCAGCAUCCGGCAGGCUUAGAGCCAAGAUGGCGUCUAUGUACGUGUCUAAUGCUGCAGUGGGGAAGGCACGCUCAUCAAAUUUCACGCUGUCGGAGAAACUGGACCUGCUGCGACUGGCCCAGCCACACAUUCGCCUGCUGGAAGACCACACCAACAAGCAUGCCGUGAUUGUGGACAAAAACCGCUGCUGGGAGAACAUCGCCCAGCGCUACAACAGCCUCGGGGGGGAACGUCCCCCUCGCACGGCCCAAGGCCUGCGCACGCUCUACAAGCGCCUCAAAGAGGCCGCCAAACAGGAAGUGCUGCUGCGAAGCCACGCCCAGCCUGAGUACCGUGGCAGCCUCAGCGAGCCAACCAAACGCGUGAUGGAGAUGAUCCCUCAUCUCUUUCACUCUCUGGAGAGGCUACAGUAUAAGAGAGACUCUCCUAUUGAGCAACCUGGGAGCAGCUCCUCCGGACCUACCCUGUCAGACUUUCACGGGGUUACCAUGGCGGUCCGAGUUGAAUCCGAGGAUGUGAAACCGCCUCCUGACUUGCCAGCACUGACCAAUCACGUGUCAGUGACACCGACCAUCACGCACACGUCCACACACACCCUCGCAAUCCCCCACAGUGAAGUGGCGCGAGGACCAAACGAGCGAGAGGAGGAGGAGGAGGAGGAGGAGGAGGAAGUGGAACUGGAGGAAGAGACGGAGCUACAUAACUACGACCCCUCCCUCUCCCCUAGUCCCUCGUCGAUGCACCUUCCUCUGUCACCCACGAUAACGCACCCGAGGCGGGGCCUGUACCAGAGAGAGCUGGUCUCGCACAGAUUUCCCGGACUGGAGGCUGAGUCGCUGCAGAUGAUGCGGGAAGAGCACGAGCUGGUCUUGGCCAAUCACAGGAAGGUGGGCCUUUACCUGGAUGAGAAGAGGGAGGGGCUAAAGCGACGGCAACAGCUAGAAGAGGAGCUUCUCAGGGCAAAGGUCAAAGUGGAGAGACUGAGAGCGGCGCGGCUAAGACACGGACUACCACACACACACAUGUAAUGCCUAUAACACACACACACACACACACACACACAUCCAUCCAUGAAGAGCACUUUCAAGCAACACUCUCCAGGGUCCACUGCUUGAAGGGGAGCCAGCUCCUGGUCAGGAGCAGCCAUCUGAGGCAUGUACUGUAAAGCAAGGCUACUGGCUUAUCAAAUAACUUCAGGAGUAACCGCUGAUCUCUAAAAGAAGUCUGCACCACUGAGCAUCUGUUACUUUAAAAGUGACCUGUUCUUACCUGCAUAAACCAGUAGUCUUGCUUUGAAGUAAUCAAGGGUCUUUGGUAUAGCUCUGAGUUCAGUUCAGAUCUCUACAAACUGCAUACAAUUUAGUGUAGUCCAACAAAGGAUGUCACUCACCUACAGUGUAGUCUCAGUUUUGAACGGUUUCAUCAACAUUGCAUAGUAGGAUUUAUGCUGAUAAAAGUAGCACACAUUACUGGUUAGUAGCUCAUUUCUGUGAACAUUUACCAAUCAUUGGGUUCUGUUUGAAGUUAUGAACUUCUGACACACUCAGUGACCGACAUCCUUCCCUUAACUCUUGUCACAGUGCCAGAUUGAAGCUUGUGCAUUUCUAGACGCCUGCAGGCUAGAGCUGCAGACAUGUACAGGUUUGGAAGGAGAGGAGGGAUUUGUGUA
Molecule: messenger RNA, 2036 nt
Organism: Alosa alosa (allis shad)
Lineage: Eukaryota; Metazoa; Chordata; Actinopteri; Clupeiformes; Clupeidae
Gene: fsbp
Product: fibrinogen silencer-binding protein
Exons: 2
Coding region: 394-1395 (333 amino acids)
Source: RefSeq, a predicted model, not a curated record